CCCCUCCCUCCGCGCCAGGCCCCGCCCGCCCCGCCCCCACCUGGGUGCGCUUGCUAAUCCGCUCAGACCGAGAAGAACCUGAGAAUCAGGGCCGGCUGGGGUUCCCAAGCAGGUUUGGGGGCCUUCCUCUGGUGAGAGAAGCACCUGCUUGUCACUUGGGAAAGAGAAUCACUUGUUCGCAGCCAGAGAUUCUGGAUUUAGUCCGAGCAGGUUGCGGCUUGCUAGGCGAUGCGUCGCCACAGUUCCAAGAGUGGAGUCGCUCUGCCUCCGGUGGGCCAAGGUCCUGAGGCUUGCCAGAUGCUCACUCGAGCUCAGCUCGGCCAGGAUCCCCCACAGAGAACCGUGCUAGGGGUGUUGACUGAAAAUGAGCAGUACAGGAGGACCUGUGGCCAGGAGAUCACAACAAUCAGAUGUUUUUCUGGAUCAGAAAAUGUCUUCCCUGGGGCUGGAAAGAAAGUGCUCCCUGACCAUGGGGUCAACGAGCCAGCCAAGCAUGGAUUUGAUAUCUACAUGGAUGAGCCCGAACAGGGGGACCGAGACAGCUGCCCAGCGAGAGAGGGGAUAGUAUUCGAGGAUGUGUACGAAGUAGACACAAGCAUGCUCAAGUCAGACCUCCACUUCCUGCUGGAUUUCAACACAGUUUCUCCAAUGCUGGUCGACUCCAACGCCCACGCCCAGUCAGAGGAAGCGACAGAUUUUGGCUCAGACGUGAUUAAUGUAACGGAAUAUGCUGAAGAGAUUCAUCGUUACCUGCGAGAAGCAGAAGUAAGACACAGACCCAAGGCUCACUACAUGAGGAAGCAGCCGGACAUCACGGAGGGCAUGCGCGCCAUCCUGGUGGACUGGCUGGUGGAGGUUGGGGAAGAGUACAAACUUCGCACGGAGACCCUGUACUUGGCCGUCAACUUCCUGGACAGGUUUCUUUCCUGCAUGUCUGUUCUGAGAGGGAAGUUGCAGCUUGUCGGGACAGCCGCCAUUCUCCUGGCCUCGAAAUACGAAGAGAUAUACCCACCCGACGUGGACGAGUUUGUCUACAUCACUGACGACACGUACACAAAGCGACAGCUCCUGAGGAUGGAGCAUCUGCUACUGAAGGUUCUAGCAUUUGAUCUGACUGUUCCCACCACCAACCAGUUCCUCCUUCAGUACUUAAGGCGGCAAGGAGUGUGCAUCAGAACCGAGAACCUGGCCAAGUAUGUUGCAGAACUGAGCCUUCUCGAAGCUGAUCCAUUCUUGAAAUAUCUUCCUUCCUUGGUAGCUGCAGCAGCUUACUGCCUGGCAAACUAUAUUGUGAACAGGCACUUCUGGCCAGAAACCCUCGCCGCAUUUACAGGCUAUUCCUUAAGUGAAAUUGUGCCUUGCCUGAGUGAGCUGCAUAAAGCAUGCCUCAGUAUACCCCAUCGACCUCAGCAAGCCAUCAGGGAGAAGUACAAGACUUCAAAGUACCUGCACGUGUCCCUCAUGGAACCGCCUGUGGUUCUUCCUCUGCAGUGAGCGGCAGAGCUGAAGUACCGCCGGGACACAAGAGCCACGUCAGCAGGCUUGCUCUGAAUCGGUACAGGUCUCCGCAGUUUGGGUCAACGAAUGUCGGUUGUAGACAACAUCUUGAAUGUGUAAAUGUUAGGUUCUCUUAGACUUUGGUAGUUUGUAAUUUAUAUAGACAUAGACAAGCAUUUUAAAAGAAUAAACAACUUGCUGUAUA
Peromyscus leucopus (white-footed mouse) is the source of this 1702-nucleotide messenger RNA. It is a transcript of the gene Ccna1, whose product is annotated as cyclin A1. The transcript is spliced from 9 exons. Gene Ontology annotation, cellular component: nucleus; cyclin A2-CDK2 complex; cytoplasm. Gene Ontology annotation, biological process: regulation of cyclin-dependent protein serine/threonine kinase activity; mitotic cell cycle phase transition. Lineage: Eukaryota; Metazoa; Chordata; Mammalia; Rodentia; Cricetidae. The record is from RefSeq and is a predicted model, not a curated record. Gene Ontology annotation, molecular function: cyclin-dependent protein serine/threonine kinase regulator activity. The coding region runs from base 229 to 1494 and encodes 421 amino acids.